AUGGGAAUCAUUGGAUUUCGACGUCUUAUGCAGUCACGAUGGGGAAAUAUUCUCAAGGAAGGGCACGAGGCGAUCUGGCAAGACAUGGAUCAACCGCUUCCGCAUUAUUUCUGCAAUUCAAGUCACAACACCUAUCUGUCCGGUUUGCAGAUGAAAGGCGAGGCUACGAUUGAGGGAUAUAUCUACGCUCUGAAGAGAGGAGCGCGACUGCUCGAACUAGAUUUGUUCGACGGUGACCAUGGAGAGCCUGUCAUCACUCACAAACGGACUCUCAUUGAACCAAUUACUCUACGAAAUGCGCUUGAAGCCAUCAAGCGUUGUGCAUUUGAAACCACUCCAUAUCCAGUGAUUCUGACUGUUGAGAAUCAUGUUGGUCUAGUGCAACAAAGGGUCAUGGUGGACGUCUUCCAAGAGGUUUGCUUUCAACGUUUAAUGCAGUUUGUGUAA
Messenger RNA from Cooperia oncophora, 447 nucleotides. NCBI's taxonomy places the organism in Eukaryota, Metazoa, Nematoda, Chromadorea, Rhabditida, Trichostrongylidae. The record is from the annotation of a GenBank genome assembly.